This is a messenger RNA of Helianthus annuus (common sunflower), 2274 nucleotides long. RefSeq names its product probable inactive receptor kinase At4g23740. Gene Ontology annotation, molecular function: protein binding; protein kinase activity; ATP binding. Bases 276 to 2156 code for a protein of 626 amino acids. The transcript has 2 exons. Lineage: Eukaryota; Viridiplantae; Streptophyta; Magnoliopsida; Asterales; Asteraceae. Gene Ontology annotation, biological process: protein phosphorylation. The record is from RefSeq and is a predicted model, not a curated record.
GAACAAACAGACAAAACACAACCAGCAAAGGUAAAAGCUCUGUGUCUUGUGCUGCUGCUUCUAAACCCUUUUCCCUUUAAAUUAAAAACCUCACCACUCCCAAUUCAAACCCCCAUUUGCUCACCUUUCUACAUGCUUCUUCACCCAUUUUGAAAAAAAAAGUUCACAUUUUUACCCUUUUUCUUUAAUGGGUCUGAUCCAAUUCAGCUAUAUAAUCACCCUACACUUGUAAUCUACAACUUCUGUUGAAAAAGAUUCAAUCUUUAUCAAAAAAAAUGGAAAUUUUCAAGUUUUUCUUGGUGGGUUUGCUCUGGUUUGGAGCAAAUGCUAGUUUUCUUGAAGAUGAUAAACAAGCAUUGUUGGAUUUUAUCAACAAUCUUGCACACUCACGCGACUUAAACUGGGAUGCAAACUCAACUACUGUGUGUAACCACUGGACUGGUGUCACGUGCAGUGAAGAUGGGUCACGUGUCACCGGUCUCCGCCUUCCCGGAGUUGGUUUUCACGGCCCUAUUCCGGCAAACACCAUUAGCAGACUCUCAGGUUUACAGAUCUUGAGCCUUAGAUCCAAUGGUAUUUCUGGAACUUUUCCUAUUGAUUUUUAUAACCUCAAGAAUUUAUCUUUACUCUACCUUCAGUUUAACAACUUUUCUGGUCCAUUACCUGUUGAUUUCUCUGUUUGGAAGAAUUUAACUAUAGUUAAUCUUUCUAAUAAUAAGUUUAAUGGGUCUAUUCCAAGGUCUGUUACAAGGUUAACUCAUCUUACUGCUUUGAAUCUUGCUAAUAACUCACUUGUUGGUCAUAUUCCUGAUAUGGGUAUUCAUGGGCUUCAAGUUCUUGAUCUUUCGAACAAUCAUCUCACAGGGGUGGUUCCAAAGUCAUUGCAUAAGUUUCCAAAAUCAGUUUUUGUAGGUAACAAUGUGUCGGUUUCGGAUUCAUAUGAUGAAGUCCCAAUUGUUAUGCCCACUCAUAAGUUUAAUCCAAAUGGUCGAAAUGGUCGGAAAUUGAGCGAUAAGGCGGUUUUAGGGAUAAUUGUAGGUGUUUCGGUUAUUGGGUUUAUUGGUUUUGCAAUUUUUUGGACAUUGUGUUGUUUUAAAAGGGAUAAUGGAGAUGGGAUUUCGUCGAAACUCGAAAAGGGUGGGAUGUCGCCCGAAAAAGCGAUUUCGAGAACGCAAGAUGCGAAUAAUAGGUUGGUUUUCUUUGAGGGGUGUAAUUAUGCUUUUGAUUUGGAAGAUUUGUUGAGGGCUUCUGCUGAGGUUUUGGGUAAGGGUACUUUUGGGAUGUCGUAUAAGGCGAUUCUUGAAGACGGGACGUCUGUUGUUGUGAAGAGGUUGAAGGAUUUGAGUGUUGGGAAACGAGAUUUCGAGCAACAAAUGGGGGUUGUUGGGAGUAUUAAGCAUGAGAAUGUGGUUGAGUUGCGGGCUUAUUAUUACUCGAAAGAUGAGAAGCUUACGGUUUGUGAGUAUUAUAGUGAAGGGAGUGUUGCUUCAAUGUUACAUGGUAAAAGAGGGGAAGACCGGGUUCCGUUGACUUGGUCAACCCGUCUUCAGAUCGCUAUCGGUGCAGCCCGGGGCAUUGCUCGGGUUCACGCCGAGACAGGCAUGAAGCUCGUUCACGGCAACAUCAAAUCAUCCAACAUUUUCCUAAACUCACAAAACUACGGGUGUAUCUCCGAUAUUGGUUUGUCAACAAUCAUGUCUCAGAUCGCCCACCCGAUUGCUCGGGCUGCAGGCUACCGGGCCCCGGAAAUCACCGACACCCGUAAAGUCACUCAACCCUCGGAUGUCUAUAGCUUCGGUGUUCUCUUACUCGAGCUUUUAACCGGUAAGUCACCGGUCCACACCACGACUGGCGAUGAGAUCAUUCAUUUAGUUCGGUGGGUUCACUCGGUGGUUAGGGAAGAGUGGACGGGUGAGGUUUUCGAUGUGGAAUUACUAAAAUACCCUAAUAUUGAAGAGGAGAUGGUGGAGAUGUUGCAGAUUGCAAUGUCGUGUGUCGCAAGGGUAGCGGAUCAAAGACCGAAAAUGGCUGAGGUUGUUAAAAUGCUGGAAGAUGUUCGACGGAAUGCAGAGUCGGUGAACCGACCGUGCGUGCCGGAAAGUUCCACACAGCCGCCGCGGCCGGAGGUCUUUGAGACUGAGUCAUCUGGUCUGUAACGAGUCUCGGGUUUCUUUCAUUACCUUGAUGAAUUAAUUUAUGAUACUUUGAUGACAUUGUUUUGUGUUGUAUGAUAUUUAGUUUGUAUGCAUGAUAUGUUUUUAUUUAAAUUUUUUU